CUCUACGGCACAAAAAAGUGCUCAUUGGUGGCUUCGGGCACGUCAAGACCAUCCGUACUCAAGCACUGUAGCAACGACGCUGCCGCUCGGGCCGCAAACAAGAUGAACCAGGCCCAUGCUCUCCGCAUUGGCUUGCUCGUCGCGCUGACAAGCGCAUGGCAACCCGCGCACACCGCGUACAAAUCUCUUGCCGCGCCGCGAGCGUACAAAUCCCUUGCACUGGCGCAACGGCGGAGGCCACAGCUGCUGCGCGCCGAGCCCGGCGACGAGCCACCGGCGUACGACCUCCUGGCCGACAUCGAGCGGUUCAAGCAGGAGAAAGCGGCCGCGGACGCCGCGGCGGGCCUGCCCGCGGCGGCGCCGGCGGCGGCCGCGGCGGCGCCGCCGGCGGCCGCGGCGGCGCCGCCGGCGCCUCCGGCCAUGGCCUUCGACCAGGCGCCGCCAGCGCGCGCGCCGACCGCCGAGGACAGACUCAUCGCCGACGCGGCGCGCUUCCGCGAGCGCGGGACCGUCGUCGAGGCGGCGUCGGAGAACCCGGUGCAGGGCCUCAUCAACGUGCUGGGCACAGUCCUCGGCUUUAACUUCGUCGUCAUCGUGGGCUUGUUUCUUUGGUUCCUGUCGGGCGUCUUCUCGCUCUACGCGCUCGACAACGAUACUAUUAUUAUCGCGGUGAAGGCGGCCUUCGACCCCUUCAUCCUGCCGCUGCUGUCGACGCACAUGGGUCUCACGUUCCUGUCGUACGGCCUCGAGAAGGCCUUCGGCGAGGGCGACCCGGAGGACGACGGGGGGUUUCGCUUGUAA
Pelagomonas calceolata is the source of this 801-nucleotide messenger RNA. NCBI's taxonomy places the organism in Eukaryota, Pelagophyceae, Pelagomonadales, Pelagomonadaceae. The record is from the annotation of a GenBank genome assembly.